Papaver somniferum (opium poppy) is the source of this 2355-nucleotide messenger RNA. RefSeq names its product exocyst complex component EXO70B1-like. The transcript has a single exon. Gene Ontology annotation, molecular function: phosphatidylinositol-4,5-bisphosphate binding. Gene Ontology annotation, biological process: exocytosis. The record is from RefSeq and is a predicted model, not a curated record. The coding region runs from base 245 to 2182 and encodes 645 amino acids. Lineage: Eukaryota; Viridiplantae; Streptophyta; Magnoliopsida; Ranunculales; Papaveraceae. Gene Ontology annotation, cellular component: exocyst.
CUUUUUCAGGUUUUCAUUUCUUUCUUUAAUCUCUUCUCCAAUCUUCCUCUCUGCUUCCUUCUUCUUUUCUCUGCCAUAUUUUUCCUUCUUUAUUAUUUCUCUCAACCACCUCUCUGUCACUCUCAUUUCUCCCAAACCGCGUUUCAUUUCAUCUUCAUCUUCAUCUUCUUUAUUCAUCACCUCAAUUUUGUUUCAUGAAAUUCUAAUCAUAAACUUCCUGUAAAUUAUUUUUUCUUGAUUUUUAAUGGCAGAAAACGGCGAUGAAAAGUUAAUUGCAGUAGCUAGACACAUAGCAAAAACACUAGGUCGAACAGAAACCAUGACGGACGACAUCCUCCAAAUCUUCUCAACUUUCGACGGCAGAUUCUCAAGAGAAAAACUCUCGUCGGAGAAUAAUCAAAGAGGAGUCGGAGGAGUUGAAGAAGGAGAUCCGAGAGCUGGCUAUGGAGUUUUAGAUCUUACUUUGAAGACCUUAGAUCGUCAGAUUUCACAGUACGUUUCAUCCGAUCAACCAAUUUGGUCGAAUCUAAACGAUUCGUCUGAGUUCCUCGAUGCGAUUGAUGAGUUGUUAGCUACGAUUCGUGAUUGGGAACCGAUUUCGAUCGAGAAUAAACCGAUUGCGUCGUUCUUGGAUCGUGCUGAUGAUCUGUUACAACAAGCUAUGUUCCGUCUUGAGGAUGAGUUUCGUCUGUUGAUUGAGAAAAGUUCUGAAUCGUUUGAUCUCAAUCGAUUGAACCGGUCUGACUCUGUCGGUGACAACAACAAUAAUUUCUCAUCUGAUUCUGAGGAUGAAGAUGGUUUCAAUGAAGAUCGGAUUCCGGUUGCUCAGCCGGUUUCUGAUUAUGAUAUUGUUAUCGAUGCGCUUCCGUCCGGUGUGAUUGCGGAUCUCCAUGAGAUUGCAAAGAGGAUGGUUCUAGCUGGGUUUGAAAAGGAGUGUGCUCAUGUUUAUAGUAGUUGUAGAAGAGAUUUCUUAGAAGAGAGUAUAUCUAGACUAGGAUUACAGAGACUGAGUAUCGAUGAAGUGCAGAAAAUGCCAUGGUCAGAACUCGAAGACGAGAUCGAAAGAUGGAUGAAAGGAGCCAAUGUUGCACUUAAAAUACUCUUCCCAAGUGAACGGAGAAUUUGUGACCGGAUUUUCUUCGGGUUGUCUGCAGCUGCUGAUUUAUCAUUCAUGGAGGUCUGCAGGGGUUCGACUAUUCAAUUGCUGAAUUUUGCGGAUGCGGUGGCGAUUGGGAGCAGGUCGCCGGAACGGUUGUUUAAAGUACUAGAUGUGUAUGAGACAUUGAGGGAUUUGAUGCCUGAAUUUGAAGCUGUGUUUAAUGAUCAGUAUUGUGUUGUAUUGAGAAAUGAAGCGGCGACAAUUUGGAAGAGGUUAGGGGAAGCGAUUCGAGGGAUUUUCAUGGAAUUGGAGAAUUUGAUAAGGAGAGAUCCUGCUAAAGCUGCUGUUCCUGGUGGUGGUCUUCAUCCGAUUACACGGUAUGUUAUGAAUUAUCUUCGGGCAGCUUGUGGUUCUCGUUCGACACUUGAACAAGUAUUUGAAGAUAAUGGGAGUGAUUAUAGGACUAUUGAUGGUAUGAAUGAUAGACCAUUGUCUUCCACUUCGUCAUUGUCUGUUCAAAUUACUUGGAUUAUGGAGCUUUUAGAGAGUAAUUUGGAGGCGAAAUCGAAGAUGUAUAGAGAUGCUGCAUUGAGUUCUGUGUUCUUAAUGAAUAAUGGCAGAUAUAUUGUUCAGAAAGUUAAAGACAGUGAAUUAGCUUCUCUAUUGGGUGAAGAUUGGCUUCGGAAACACUCGGGGAAAGUUAGGCAAUGUCAUGUGAACUACCAAAGAAGUUCAUGGAGUAAAGUACUUGCUGUGUUGAAGUUAGAUAGUAGUUCUUUAACACCAAAUACAGCUCCUAGAGUUCUUAAAGACAAGGUGAAAAUGUUCACUCAAUACUUUGAUGAGAUUUGUCGGAGUCAAUCAACUUGGGUUGUUGCAGAUGAACAGCUUAGAAUGGAAUUAAGAAUCUCAGUUGCUGGUAACUUGUCUCCUGCUUAUCGGAAUUUCUUGGGUAGGUUUCAGACUGUACCUGAAUUGGCAAGGAAUUCAGACAAGUAUGUAAGAUACAGUGUUGAGGAUAUCGAAGCUCGGGUGAAUGAGCUGUUUAAAGGAAAUGGUGCAUCAGCUGGUGGCCGAAAAUGAGAUGGCUGUGCAAGCUUAGUACUGUACUCUUGAUUGUUGUGGUGCUAUGUUGUUGUAUCCCUGUUGUUGUAUUGUAUGUGAUUGUAAUCUUCUUGUGCUUUAUGUAAUGAAAAAAAACACUGGUUAGAGUUCUUUGUAUCUAGCUGUCUUCUAAAUCACUUUGCCUCUUCUUA